AUGCCUCGCAAGAAGGACAAAGGAAAACAGAGGGAGGAGUUUGCGGAGACAUCGCGCUUUUGCUUGGAAUGCGAAAAGGAGAUCAAGUUGGGCAAUGGAGGUUCCACAAAUUGGUACCAGCACAUUGCAGGUGUUGCUCACCAACAAAAUGCAAUAUAUUGGAAGACUGCGGGAGGUAAAGACCAAAAGCUGACAGCGUUCUUCAGCCGACAGCUUUCUGCCAGUACUACACUGUCUGUCCCAAAACCUACCAAGAUUCGAGUGCAAGGCCUUGCCCGAGAUGAUUCUCUGUUGCUGUCAUCCACCGAUGUUUUACAGCCCGCUGACGGGUCAUCUGUGCACCUGAUAUAUGUCGACGAUACACCUGUCGACAGCUAG
Molecule: messenger RNA, 378 nt
Organism: Sparassis crispa
Lineage: Eukaryota; Fungi; Basidiomycota; Agaricomycetes; Polyporales; Sparassidaceae
Exons: 2
Coding region: 1-378 (125 amino acids)
Source: RefSeq, a predicted model, not a curated record